AGUCCUUUGCCAAAUUGCCAACGGGAUCGAUUUUCUCCAUCGAAAAGGAUUGGCUCAUGGACAAUUGAAUCCCAACACCAUAUUAAUAGCUCAGUCAAAUCCGGUGCAGAUAAAAGUGUCAGAAUUCGGACUGAGCUGACGCAUUCGUUCGCAAACGGAUGAAAAUCGAGUCUCUGAGCUCAAUAGUAAAGGCAUUCAAGAGGAAACCUCAUCUCAUCACGGUCUUCUUCAGCAGUCGACAUCUAAGGACACGCAAGACACCGAAUUGAUACAAGUAUCAACCAAGUCGAGAUCGAAAGACGACAGCAAUGAGGAAUUAAGUCAUCCAGCUUGUUGGAUGCUGCCCGGAUCGUGGUCGUCCGACGCAGAUGAAGACGGAAGGGAAAUCAUUUCGUCAAGUCCAACGGUUCACGGCGACGAGUUCGCAGCUGGAUGCAUUUUAUUUUAUUUUUUGACACGCGGAUCACAUCCUUUCGGGCGCUCCAUAAGCGCAAAGGCAUCGAGCAUCUUGGAAAACGUCGCAAAAAUGGACCCGGUGAAUUUGAAAAAAUUAGAUUCCAACCAUUUUGCAUUUGAAUGUAUCAAGGAUUUAAUUGGAAAACCACCAACAGAUGGAACCCAACGUUUGCGAAAAGCUGCCGAUCAAUUCAGCGAUGUUCUUCCGCUCAAAAUUAACGAAAUAGAACUCGGCCGUGGAGGAUUUGGAACAGUUUACGCGGGAACUUAUGAAGGGAAUAACGUUGCCGUCAAAAAGAUUCCAAUUGCGUUGAUGAAUCAUCACGAAACCGAAGAUCAAAAACGGGAAGUGGAGGAGCACAUCCGGCUGGAUCACGAAAAUGUCAUCAAACUUUUGCACUUCGAGGAAGAUAAGGACGUGAAAUACAGGUAUUUGGUGCUGGAAUUGUGUGCCGGGACCCUGACAGAUUAUUGCGAUGGUAAUAACUACAACGGACCGGAAUUGCCGCCGAAUGGUAUAGUCUUGUAUCAAAUCGCCAGUGGAUUGCACUACAUCCACUCCAAAAAGUUGGUCCAUCGCGACGUCAAACCGGACAACAUCCUGGUCUCAAUCACAACACCCGUCCAGAUGAAAUUGUCCGAUUUCGGAUUGGUCAAGAAAGUGAGUUCCCGGGGGACAUUUUCACAGAGUAAAUUGAAAGGAACUGUCAAUUGGAUGGCGCCCGAAAUGUUGGAGCUUUUAGAUGACGACAGUCGUGAUUCCACGCCCAAGGAACUUCCGCACGGAACAAUCCAAAGCGACACAUUCGCGGCCGGCUGCGUCUUUUUCUACUUCCUGACUGGCGGUAAACAUCCGUUCGGCAACAACGUCACAGUCCCGGCCAAUAUUUUGCAAAAUAAACCUGGAAACCUGAUGGAACUCGUCCGUCAGCUCAAACAGCAAAAUAUGCAAUCCGACGAUGAACUUGUUUUUCUCUACAAUCUGAUCGGGAAAAUUAUUCAAAAGGAAUUAAAGGAAAGAAUGGCACUGCCAGAUGUCAUAAAAAAAUUGGAAGUUGUAAUGCCAAUAUUGGAGGAUGCUGGAUAUUGCGUCAGUCGUUUCCACCCGACCGAUCGGGUACUAGCCUGUGGCGUUGCCGGUAAAGUGAUUUAUUUGUCGACGGCCGAUUCGUCCAUUCUUUUUUCUUAUUGGAAGGAGGACGAAUUUUUACUUCAACAUGGAAAAAUCAAAGAAAUUCAACCAAUGGAAUGGAAUAUGGACGGUAUCCAAUUGGCUGCCAUCUGCAACAGUGAUGAGUGUGACGUCAUUGUGUGGAGUUAUCCGUUUAUUGGCGAAAUUCUAUUUCAGAUGAAUCUACCAAAAUGGAUGGAUACAAUUGAGUGGAAUCCUUUCAGACCCAACGUCUUCGCUAUUUUCAAUAAAGGAUUGUCUUUUCAGUUUGGAGGAAAAAAAGUUUUUCUCUUAAGUUCUUCGCCCGUCGUUCAUCAAAGAAAAUUUCACUUCUGCACAAUCGCACGCGAGAAAACGAUCGGGAGUGUCAAAUGGAUCGCCGAGAAUCGACUCGCUCUCAACUUAAAAAAUAGCGAUAUUGAAAUUUGGGAAAUUGACGAAUCGGCGGCAACCGCAAAAUUCGUUAAACGGUUGGGAUGCGAGUGGAUAACAGAUAUGGUAUGGGAUGAAAGGACAAAGUGUUUGGCCGCUUGCUCAUGGGAGGGAUGGAUUAAGAUUUGGCCAAUGGACAGCGAACAACCCGUUCACACCCUCGAGGUUGGCGGCAUUUGUUGUAGUUUGACUUGGUUGACGAACUUUGAAAAAACCAAGGGCAAGGGAAUGGACGACGCGGCCAGGCAAUCGCCGGCACAUUUCAUUUUGGCCAAUGGACUGCGCGAUGGGAAGAUUGUCAUUUGGACUCCGCUGAUGGAAAAGGCAAAGACAAGAAUUCUCAGUCAACAUUCAGCCAGAGUAAAUUCGCUGUCGUUUUCACCCGACGGGCGGUUUCUCGCAUCAGCGGACACGGAUGGGAUAUUAGUAAUCUGGUCAACUAAGAACUGGGAAUCCGUUUUCACUGGCGAAAUAAAAGGACGUGGCUGUUCCCUAUCGUGGAUGUCUCCAUCUGCGGAUGUCCGUGAUUACAAAUUAACUUUCGACUCAUCUGAUGGCAAGGUCCGUGUCGCAGAAUUCACUGUCGGACAGAGUCAAACGCCAACCGAAGGAUCGAAAACUUUUCUUCUGCACGUGAACAAGUCAAUCAACGACCCUGUUGUGAUCCGGCCCAAACCACCAAAGAAUAUGUGUUGUUAUUUCUUAUUCGAUUGUUACAAAAGAAAAUUAAAUAACUAA
This is a messenger RNA of Daphnia pulicaria, 2797 nucleotides long. RefSeq names its product notchless protein homolog 1-like. Gene Ontology annotation, molecular function: ATP binding; protein serine/threonine kinase activity; RNA endonuclease activity. The record is from RefSeq and is a predicted model, not a curated record. The coding region runs from base 338 to 2797 and encodes 819 amino acids. The transcript is spliced from 13 exons. Gene Ontology annotation, cellular component: IRE1-TRAF2-ASK1 complex. Lineage: Eukaryota; Metazoa; Arthropoda; Branchiopoda; Diplostraca; Daphniidae. Gene Ontology annotation, biological process: intrinsic apoptotic signaling pathway in response to endoplasmic reticulum stress; protein phosphorylation; IRE1-mediated unfolded protein response.